Molecule: messenger RNA, 2495 nt
Organism: Hippocampus comes (tiger tail seahorse)
Lineage: Eukaryota; Metazoa; Chordata; Actinopteri; Syngnathiformes; Syngnathidae
Gene: tmco4
Product: transmembrane and coiled-coil domains 4
Exons: 14
Coding region: 258-2267 (669 amino acids)
Source: RefSeq, a predicted model, not a curated record
UGCCAACUCGAGAUGCAUUGAAAGUUAACGUAACUUUGACCAUUUAUAAUUGGAGCUUUAUUUUAUAUUAUUAAGAACAAUAGUUGUUGAGAAAAUAGAUCGUUGUUUUCAAUUAAACUGUUGACAUAGUACGUUCCGUGGUUCUUUGUAUGAACCUUAACGUAUGUGGGCGUACACGCUUGCGAUUAUCCGAGCAUGGUCGGAAGUCGUGAAGGCAACUAAAGUUCAACCGUGUGAGUUGUGACAUCGCUCAACAAAUGGAAGCAAAACACAACAGUGCCGACGAGACUUUUACUCCCGACCCAGGGGGGGCAGAAGCAACACAAGAUGCCUCCUGUGAGCAAAGCUCCGACGGAAUUAUCGCUCGACAGAUGAGUGAACAGGGCCGAUUUGCCUAUGCUGCAGUGUGUGGUGUCUCACUUGGACAGUUGUUUAAUGGGGAUGAAAACAGUGUGUUCAGGGAACAGUACCUGCAGGGCCUGGUCCACUGGCUUGACCUGGAUGAGUCUGUGAUGCCUGUCAUGGGGGCCUUCCUGUCAGGCCUGGGCUUUGAGGGCUCUGACACCUUCCUAUCCAUCCUGCAAGCUGAAUCACUGAUGUCUACAGGCGCCAUCCCCAUCAUACAGGACUUGGUGUCUUUCUCUGUCAAAGAUGGCCACUACGAUGCCAGAGCGAGGGUGCUCAUCCGGCACGUCGGCUGCCUGCUUCGAGUGUCCCCGCAAGAGCUGGAGGAGUUUGAGGAGACGCUUGGAGAAAGGCUGACAGAAGGAGGAGAGGAGAGCGAGGAAGAGUUAUCCCGGCGACGGAGGAAAGAAAGAGGUCGAAAAUUAAGACGCUACUUUCUCAUUGGACUCGCAACAGUCGGUGGUGGAACAUUGAUUGGUGUGACUGGUGGGCUGGCAGCCCCCUUAGUGGCAGCAGGGGCCGGCGCCGUACUCGGAGCUGGAGGGGCUGCCGCUCUGGGCUCAGCCACUGGCAUAGCAAUCAUGGCCUCUCUUUUUGGAGCAGCCGGGGCGGGACUUACCGGGUACAAGAUGAAUAAGUGUGUUGGUGCAAUAGAGGAAUUUGAAUUUCUGCCGCUCAGCUCUGGAAAGCGUCUUCACCUUACCAUAACAGUGACAGGGUGGCUCUGCACUGGUAAAUACAGCUCAUUCCAGGCCCCUUGGUGCAGCCUGGGAGAGUGCGGAGAGCAGUACUGCUUGGUGUGGGAGUCGCGUUUCCUCAGGGACCUGGGCUCAGCCAUGACCUCUCUUUUGGAUGGGCUUGUCAGCAUGAUGGCUCAGGAGGCCCUGAAGUACACAGUUCUCUCAGGUAUCGUAACAGCUCUGACAUGGCCCGCCUCUUUGCUGGCAGCUGCCAGUGUCAUUGACAAUCCCUGGUGUGUUUGUCUGAACCGCUCGGCCGAGGUGGGGAAACACCUUGCUCAGGUUUUGAGAAGCAGGCAACAGGGGAAGCGGCCAGUGAGUCUGAUAGGAUUCAGCCUUGGGGCCAGAGUUAUCUACUUCUGUCUUCAGGAGCUCGCGAACGAUCAAGGUAGUGAAGGUGUUGUGGAGGAUGUGGUCCUGCUGGGUGCUCCUGUAGAUGGCUCAGAGAAGGCCUGGGAGAGAAUGACCAGGGUGGUGGCUGGAAAAAUAGUCAAUGGAUACUGCAGAGGGGAUUGGCUCCUGGGGUUCUUGUACCGAAGCUCAGCUGCUCAGCUCUGUGUUGCUGGGCUACAACCAAUCAGCACCCAGGAUCGCCGUGUUAUCAAUGUAGACCUCUCCUCUGUGGUGAAAGGUCACUUAGACUACAUGCGUCAAAUGGAAACCAUUUUGGUGGCGGUGGGAAUUCCUACCAAAGAAGUCCCGGGAUCUUCCUUCGUGCUUCCUCAGCCUGUAACUAUUUCUAAGGACCUAGUCGAUGCCCCGGACAAAACCCAAAUCACGCAGCAGUUGCGGGAAACUCAAAGUCCAGUCCAGCAGGCUGAGACUCUGAUGGCAGAUAUUGGUGAGGACUCAACAAGGACAACGGAGAUCGCCGAUGGCUGGGAUGUCCCUGAUAUCUCAGACCUGUUGGACGCUAUCACUAGUGACGAUAAUGUGUCAAAAAGUCCACCCAGAGACCGGAACAAUGUACCUCCCUGUCAGGAGAGUGACACUAACCACAGACCUGUUUUUAAUGAGAGUGAAGAGCAGGCCGAGGCGAACGAUGACCACGUCUCAUGGAGCUGGGAUGAUCCAUAUUGGACUGCAGAGCACAGUCAUCCACAAAGCGGACCGAAAAUCUAAGAAGGCUGGUCUAGGACCAGCUGCUUCAUUCAAGAUUUUAUCCACUAUUUGUUUGAAGAGUCUUUUGAGGAAUGGAGGAAUUUUAACAAACUUGUCAUGUGAAUUGGAUUCUGUACAAAAAUUGAAGGCACUAGGGGGCGGUUUAGGGCAGGGAUGGGUACCUGGCGGUGCGUGGGCCUCAUGCAGGCCCCGACCACACUCUUGAGUGGCCCCAUGAUUACAAAAAAA